Molecule: messenger RNA, 2612 nt
Organism: Linepithema humile (Argentine ant)
Lineage: Eukaryota; Metazoa; Arthropoda; Insecta; Hymenoptera; Formicidae
Product: serotriflin-like
Cellular component (GO): extracellular region
Source: RefSeq, a predicted model, not a curated record
UUUCAUUAAACGGCCCGGAGAAAUGACUUCGUCGCGUGUUAGCGAGCUGCAUAAUGGACACAAGUGUAUUCUUCGCGCGAAGCGCCAAACAGUCGGUUGCAAACAGCCAUUUAAGUUGGACACAUUUAAAUACCUAGCGCAAUUCUGUUUUGUAAGUCUUGUUAUUCCCAGAAUACAUGCGCAUCCGAAAUGCGAAGGCGUGGAAUUAUCAGAAAAUGAGGACAUAACGUGUGACAUCAUACGCGACAUUCUCGACACCCACAACAGAAUACGUCAAUCUAUCGCCGAGGGAUCAAUUAAUGCUCAACCACCUGCCGCCAAUAUGCGCGAACUGUAUUGGGACCGUGAACUCGCAUCCGGUGCGCAAAACUGGGCGAAUCAAUGCACAUUCGCUCAUAACGACGCGAAGGAUAGGAAAGUCGCCUUAAUGCCUUUGAACGAGAAUACUCAAAACGACUCCACGUCGUCGUCGGCAUCGCUAAAGAGAUUCGAAGUCGGCCAAAAUAUCGGUUUAACGAGGAUAAGAGGAAAGAGCCACAAUAAUACGAAAAUCGAAUUUCCCAAGCAGAUAUACGAAUGGUUUGACGAGCACAAAGCCUGCCGGUUCGGCCCUAUCAACAAAGUAACACAAGUAGCUGGCCAUUAUACACAGCUCGUCUGGGCAAAUACUUAUCUAGUCGGAUGCGGAUAUUCGCAAUAUCAAAUGCCGAAUAAUACGACUUAUCGAUAUUAUAUUUGCCAUUAUGGACCCACCGGCAACGUAAUUGAUGAAAAGCCGUACAUAGUUGGCAAUCGUAGUUGUGAUUCCUUUUUAAAAACUUCGGAUAAAUAUCCUAAUCUUUGCAGUCUCCAGGAUGCACCAGUGAUUUGUCUUAAAAACGAUGUUAAAAAAAUUCAUGGCGACAACAAACUCACGCCUGUCGGAAGUAGUCGGAGAUUUUUGAAUAAUAUUCGCGAUAACAUACGACAGAUUAGGCGUAAUAUUAUGCAUAACAAGGCAAAGAAAAAUAAAUCCGCACACACAAAGUGCAAAGUUAUUUCCAUCAAGGAUAUUCUGCAGUACAAUAAGAUUGUAAUAUUGUUCUGAGUUCGACUAACUAAUUAUCAUAACAUUGCGUAAUGUAUUUCUGUUUAAUAAUAUUUCAAUUAUUAAUAUCCAGAGUUUGAAACAAUAACAGGCGUGUGCUCUAUGUUCUGACAGUCUCGUUAAAACUUGUCUUCAAUACAAUUUCAUUCUAUUAUGCGAAUGUAAGACUGAUAAGAUUUAACUUUGCGCACGACUCUUAAUUAAAUUGACAUGUAUUAAAUUGACAUGUAAAAAAAAAUUGAUGUAUAUAAGUUAAGAAAACUGUUCUAAGUUUAGAAAUUAGAUUUAAAUACACGAUUUUAAAAAGUUGUUAAUUUUUUUAAAAACUACAUUUUCAUUUUCAUUAAAAAUCUUGAAGUUAUCGAGGAAAAAGACGAAAAAAUAUUUGCAGAAAGAGUGAGUAUCGAAAGUCAAAAGAUUAAAAGGAAUACUUGCUUAGCGAUAAGCAACAAACUAUGCACACAUGUACAUAAUUGAUUGCUACUGUUUAAAUUAUCCAUUUUUCAUACCUUAACAAGCCGUUUUUGCAUAUUUAACAACAGGAAAGGUCUCGCUAUUCAAAAAGUGCAGAUAACAGUAUCUCUUAAAUAAUAUUUAUUCUUAUUUUAAAAUAUAUGCACAACAGCUUAGGUAUUAUUCACAAUUAGGUUUUGAUUUACAAGUAUGUAUAUCUUUACAAUCCGCAAUGAGGUAAAUCUAAGUUUAUCAAAGAUUACGACUGCAUACUUCGUAAUAAGAAUUUAAAUUCAAAAUUGUCUAACUAUGGUUUUCCGGUAUACCGUCAAGAAUCCGAUAAUGAUCACAGAUCGUACAACGUCGUUUCGUUCGUUGAACGAAGAUUAAUGUUUUCACGUACAACUGAAACGUGCAAUGGUCGAUUGUAAAAAAGAUCAACUAUGUCUCAUGACAGAUAAUUUUUUUUAAUUUUAACGCACGCCAAAGGAACAUGCAAUUUUUUUGCACAAAUUCUCCUGAGCAUUUGCUCAUUGAGCAAUCGUACUGGACGCACUGUUCCGCUGCGUAAAAACAUUUUCUCGUCCACACCUGUUCGUCGCACUGACGGUAGCAAUGUUGCUAGAUCAAUUGGUAUAAUUAUGUUGCUUUUGAUAUGCUACAAACAAUACUAAAAUAAAAUAUCAUUGUUCAAUUUAUUUCAAUAUUAUUUGUAACGUAAGAAAAUUAAUAAAAUUGUAUCAAUUGAUCUGACAAUACCGGACGGUGGCGACGUUUUAACAGACAAAAGAGUCUACCGACGAUGAUUAUCGCGCCGAAACAGUACGGAAGCGAGUUUAAUUUACUAUACUUCUCCAUAGUAUUAAGUGAGGUUCGUAGUAUUUUUUCUUAAAAUAGAUUUAAUUCCCGUUUGCUUAUAGCUUUGUGCAAUUGGAUAGCCAUUGUCUCUCUUUAGGUCUUCUCCCGCUAAUGAUCGUAAGAACAAGCUUAUCAACAUGAAAGAAAAUAUAAACUCGAUAAAAACGAUUAAAAUUAAUUUCAGUCUUAACUAAUUUUCAGAAUAAUUCAAGUG